Messenger RNA from Eimeria mitis, 1011 nucleotides. RefSeq lists its product as uncharacterized. The record is from RefSeq and is a predicted model, not a curated record. NCBI's taxonomy places the organism in Eukaryota, Apicomplexa, Conoidasida, Eucoccidiorida, Eimeriidae. Bases 1 to 1011 code for a protein of 336 amino acids. The transcript has 4 exons. Gene Ontology annotation, molecular function: zinc ion binding; nucleic acid binding.
AUGGGACGGAAGGACAGCAAAGCUGCUGCUGCUGCUGCUGCUGCUGCUGCAGAAGCAGCAGCAGCAGCAGCAGGUGAUGAUGAGGGAGAGUUAGCUGGUUCGUUGAGUGGCGCUAAGAAGAAGCAGAAACGGCAUAAGAGGCCCGCAGAGGCUGCAGCAGCUGAGGCAGCUGAACCUGCUGCUGCUGCUGCUGCUGAUGCAGAUGCUGAUGGUGGUGCUGCUGCUGCUUCUGGCUCUGUAAAGAAGAAGAGGAAGUUGAAGCAAGACACAGCAGCAUCAGCAGCAGCAGCAGCAGCAGCAGCAGAGGAUGAAGGAGGUGUAUCUACAGCUCACGAGUCUGAUAGAGAAGCCGAGGGGGCCCCGGGGGCCCCCAGCAGCGAUGAGAGGCAGCAGAGGGGCCCCCGUGCACGCCAUCGUCAGCGGCAGCUGGAGGGGUGUUGGGGCCCUGAGGAGAUAGCAGCAAAGAAGCAGCAGCUGCUGCAGCUGCUGCAGCAGCAGCGCGAGAGCCUCUCAGCAUCCAGGAUAAAGAGGCUGCGUAUGCGGCUGUCUGUGCUGGCGAAGGCAGAGAGGGGAGAGAGGACGGCCGGAAGAGGGGCCAUUUGCUGCACGAGUGUCGCGAAGCAGCAGCAGCAGCAGCAGCAGCAGACGGUGCAGCAGCAACAGCAGCGAAUGGACGGAUCUCUGCCGUUCGCGCUGUGCUUCAUCUGCAACGCCUCCGGCCACAUCUCCUCUCAGUGCCCGCAGUCAUCUACAGGUAAAUACCCCAAAGGCGGCUGCUGCCGCACCUGCGGGUCUAUCCAUCAUCUGCAGUUUGAGUGCCCCACGUUCUUAGCGCAGAAAGCAGAGUUGCAGCAGGCGAGAGAAGAGAAAAAGAAAAAGAAAAUCAGCAGCAACAGCAGCAGCAACAGCAGCAGCAGCAGCAGCAGCAGCAGCAGCAGCAGCGGUAGGAGCCGGAACAGACAGCCGGAGGAAGACGCGGAUAUGUACUGGUUGAAACAGCUAAAUGCAUAA